Messenger RNA from Corticium candelabrum, 14091 nucleotides. RefSeq names its product dynein axonemal heavy chain 10-like. Gene Ontology annotation, molecular function: dynein intermediate chain binding; minus-end-directed microtubule motor activity; ATP hydrolysis activity. Gene Ontology annotation, biological process: cilium movement involved in cell motility. Bases 43 to 13863 code for a protein of 4606 amino acids. Gene Ontology annotation, cellular component: dynein complex; 9+2 motile cilium. NCBI's taxonomy places the organism in Eukaryota, Metazoa, Porifera, Homoscleromorpha, Homosclerophorida, Plakinidae. The record is from RefSeq and is a predicted model, not a curated record. The transcript has 9 exons.
CGGAGCACAACGUGUUGUCGCCUCUAGUGUGCGUCGUUGAAAAUGGACGACACAAGAAUACAAUGGAUAGCUAAGCAAGUGUGUCUUGGACUCAAUGUUAACAGCGAAGCGGCGUUCGAAGAUCUCAUUCGGCGGGAAAAUGGAAAAAACCGCGUUGACAUUGUGCAGUUCUUAGAUCAGACAGUUCCAAGAGACAACUUGUCACUGUUGUUUUAUGCUCUUGAUAUUGAAGAAAAAAUCGAAGUAAAGCUGGGAAUCGAUCGGGAAGGUGAUGAAGCUGACGCUCCCGGCACACCACAGAGGCCUGAAGGUUCAAGUAGUUCUGUCUUGACUGCCAAUUCUGCUGCAGCUGCUGAUAGUGGAGACAGUGUUUCCCCGGGAGAGGGGAGGGGGAAUGGAGAGGACAACACGCCUGCUGCAGCGGCUGCUAUGCUGACUCGUAUUGAGACAGUGAUUGUUCAGAAGCUUUUUAUUGCAUGGCAACACCUGCCAGAAGAUGCAGCAGAUGGGAAUGCUUUCUAUUUUAUUAAGCAUGAUGAGGGUCCAGUGACCAAGCCAAGCAGCAUCGAUGAAGCAGAUGAUGUAAUGUGUACUCAUCUUGAGUAUGGUCUCUUGAAUGCUCCUCCAUUGUCCACAUUAGAACAAGUACUAGAGCUGGUGUAUGAGCCUCUCAUGUCAGCCAUGUCUCAAAGACAGGGAAUUCCUGAUCUUGGAUACUUCGGUUCUCAAGGUGUCGGUGCAGGAGGCUCAUCUGGUAGACAAGUAGAAAGUCAGCAAAGUGAUGCUCGAGUUGGUAGGAUUGUGAUUCGGGAUGAACUUCUCAUGAAUGUGAGAAAAUUUUUAUCUCAAGUGGGUCACACUAUUCGACAAGUGGAAGGAGAAGUGAAGCUGGACAUUCCAGAUGUUGAGAUUAAACCAGCUGUUGCUGAGGCUUGCAAGGAAAAUGAGGUGGUGUAUCAACUGGAACUGGCACUUGAGAACUGGGAGAAGACUAUUGUGUCUGCAGUUGAACACCAGAUCAGACGUCAGCCUCAAGGAAAUGGUGCUAUGGCUGAGGUUGAUUUCUGGCGAGAGAGAUGCUCUGCUCUGAGUGUUUUAUCGGAACAGCUACAGCUGCCCACAAUACAAAAAAUGCUUGCUGUGCUGAAAGCAGCAGAUGUGACUGGUUUGUCUAGCUUUGAAUAUAAUCUUGGUGAGCUAAACAAAUACCAGACAGAGGCAAAGGACAAUGUUCGCUUUCUUUCAACUCUUGAGCGUCAUUUUAAAAAUAUCUCUCAGGGUGCAACGUUUCAUAUUAUUAUGGAGACUAUUCCAUCCAUGAUGAAUGCACUCCGCAUGGUGUGGAUUAUUUCACGUCAUUACAACUGUGAUGAACGUAUGGUUCCACUGAUGGAACGAGUUGCAUGGGAACUAUCCCAACGUGUGGCCAGGGUUAUCAACAUCAGAACAAUUCUUCACGAGUCACCAUCCGACAUCAAACUUAAAUGUUCUGAAGCAAAACAAACUUUAGAAGUGUGGAAGCAGUCGUAUCUUGAUACAAGGGCUAAGAUUGAAUCAUCAGGUAGAGAUGCAAGGUGGGAGUUUGAUCGAAGGCGUUUGUUUGAGCAAACUGAUUACAUGGCCACUAUUUGUCAGAGUUUAUAUGAUGUUGCUCAAGUCAUAGAAGAGUUUCAUAACAUUUUUGGUACAGAACUAAAAGCUGUGACUGGUGAUCCUAAAAGCAUUGAAGAAGUCCUACAGAGAGUAGAAUCUCUGAAAGCUCCUCUUCUGACAGUGGAAUUUGACCCUUUUGAUCAACGACAUCAGUUUGCUUGGAAUCAUAAGAUGGACACCUUCCAUCAGAAGGUUGUAGCAAUUGAGAACAAAGCCAAACACUUUAUUGAUGAUUCAUUUAAAACCCUACGCUCAGCAGAAGGUGCAUUUGACAUGCUACAAAACUUCAAGAAUAUUCGUUCUCGUGAGGCAAUCAAUCGGCAGAUGAUGAUGAAGUUUAAAGAAAUUGUUAUGACAUUCUGUCGUGAGGUUGAUGCUACAAACGAGUUGUUUGAGAAACAGAAGGCUAAACCGCCAAUUGCUCGAAACCAACCACCGGUUGCAGGAGCCAUCAGUUGGUCUAGAUCCCUCUUCUAUCGCAUCAAACGUACUGUUCUCAAAUUUCAAAGUAUGAAGGACAUGUUGGCUGGAAGUGAGGAGGGAGUGAUGGCAAAAAAUAAAUAUCUCUUUGUGGCAAGAAACAUUAAGGAAUAUGAAGAUGCUUUAUUUGAAAGUUGGUUGACCAGCAUUGAGGGUAGUCUAGGUGGCUACCUGAAGAGGACAAUUCUUGUAGAGUUGCCGGAUGAACAGCUUGGUCGCAAAGAAGGAGAGCAUGGUAGUCCAGAAGUGGCUACUAUUAUGAGCACAUCUUCGGUUCACACAGUUGGUCCACGAUAUGGUGUUAAUUUUGCUGUUGAAUUGCAACAGAUCAUCACUGAAACAAAGUAUCUUGAACAGCUUGGAUUUCAGGUGCCUGAACUUGCUCGAAAUGUUGCACUUCAAGAAGACAAAUACAUUUUCUACGUAGAUGGGCUGAAACAGACAAUUGCUCGUUAUCAUGACACGUGUGCUUCUUUGUCCCCUUCUGAGCAGCUGCUACUUCGUGACCAACUUUACGAGCUGCAACGUGUACUUCGUCCUGGGGGUAAACGAUUGAAUUGGAAUUCACUGGGCAUCUCAGAUUACAUCUCACGAUGUGAUCAGGCUAUCACCAAAAUGGAGUCUCUUGUCAAUCAGAUUCACAAGAAUGCACAUGAUAUUGAGGUACGUUUACAGCUGAUCGAGCUAGCUGAUGUCUUUCGUUCUCCUCCACUUGGAACUGCCGGCACUCUUCCUGAUGCCAAGGAGUACUUUGAUUGUAUUGAGAAGAACAGAGCAAUGGUAAUUAAUGCUCUUGCAAGAAAGUACCAUGCUAUUGGUCCUCUCCUGACCAAGGUUGAAGGUUUAGUUGUCAACACAAACACUGGGCAGUCUCCCCGUCUUGUUCCAUAUUAUCUCUACUGGGAACGCAGAGUGUUUGACUCUCUCUCUACCAUGAUGUACAAGAACUUAGAAAUGUUUUUGAGUCGACUGGAGAGAGACUCACCUCUUUUUGUAGUCGAUGCUAUACUCUCAGCUCCUGAGAUAAUCACAUCACCACAGGCUAAAGAAUUGUACAAGCUAAUGACUCAAUGUGUUCGUGAUGCUGUAGAGAGUGUUCAUGUGUUUAAACGUUGGAUGCAUGGAACUUGUAUUGAAUGUGAACCACAGCAUGUCGAUGGCCAAGAUGAACCAUACGUCUUCAGUUUUCUCAAAGACAUACAGAGUCAUCCUCGUGUUUUGGAUGCAGUAAGCAGGAUCAGCACAACACUAGCCCAGAUGCUUGGUGGAAUGACCAAGUACCUCUCACGAUGGAAACACAAGUAUCGUGCUCUAUGGCAUUUGCAAAAAGAAAUACGGCUUGAAAAGUUUGCUGCCAAGAAGCCAAGCUGUGUGCAGUUUGACAGUUACUUGCUGUUCUAUUCUGAUAUGGUGGUUGAAGUGUCAAGUCAGCCUGAGACAAAGAAUAUUGACUUUAUUCAACUGCAACUUCAGCCACUCAUUACUACAAUUCAAAGUCAUGCAAAAUCGUGGGUUACAUCUCUGGGAAAGCUUCUCAAUGAAUCUGCAAAACUAUCAUUGUUUGCACUCAAAAGCAAGAUUGAUGGUUUAGACCAUGAUUUGAAACGAGCUCCUGAGACGUUAGAAGAUCUGAAGUUUGUUCUUAGCGUUAUUGCUCAAAUACAUGUCAUGUCACUUGAUGUUGAGCUUUCCUAUGUUGAUAUACAAGAGCGGUAUCGCACGUUGCAGGUGUAUGGUAUUAAUGUACCAGAGAGCGAAUUGGUCCUAGCCUCUGGCAUCACCAAUAUGUGGAAUGAUUUGUUUCAAGAAGCUAGGAGAGUUGACCACAGUCUUGUGGUGGUCAAAAAGAAAUUUACUGAGAUCACUUGUGAGCAAGUUGUUGAGUUUACCAAAGAUGUUGAGGCUCUCUAUAAUCGUUUUCAGUCUGAAGGGCCUGGCACUGUUGGAUCUGACCUGGACAAGGGAGUCGAACUAGUGGCCAGCAUGCUCCAGGAAAUGGAGAAAUUUGAGAGUGAACGUCAGGAACUUGCAAAUGCUGAGAAACUGUUUGGGUUACCUAUUACAAUGUACCCACAGCUACAGGACAUGCAGAAAGAGCUAAGUGGCAUGGAGAAAGUGUUUGAAUUAUAUGAGGCUCAGAAGACUGCUCGUGAGGAAUGGUCUAACACUUUAUGGGCCAAUCUUGACAUCCAGCAAUUGACUGAUGGUAUAGAUGAAUACAUGAGACGAUUAAGGCGGUUUUCAAAAGAACUAAGAGCACUUCCUGUGUUUCAUGUGCUGCAAGAGCGAAUGCAGGCAUUCAAAGACUCAAUUCCACUCUUUGCUGACUUGAAGAAUGAGGCACUGCGUGAUCGUCACUGGAAGAAACUGAUGGAAAUGACAAAAAAAAACUUUGACAUGAACCCUGAGACAUUCACACUUCAGAAUUUGUUUGCCAUGGAGCUACACAACUUUGCUGAGGUGAUUUCUGACAUUGUAACAAGUGCCAUGAAGGAGUUGAGCAUUGAGAAAGGCCUUCAGGAAGUAAAUGACACUUGGCAGAGUAUGCGCUUUAGUGUGCAUCGAUACAUGAAGGGAACUCAGGAGCGUGGGUUUAUUUUAGGAGCAGUUGAUGAAAUAACAACAAUUCUUGAUGAUAAUGCAAUGAACAUACAGAGCAUGUCAGCGUCAUCAUAUGUUGGUCCUUUUCUUGAACAUGUUCAACGGUGGGAAAAGAGACUGUCACACAUCAGUGAAGUGGUGGAUGUGUGGAUGGUUGUGCAGCGAAAAUGGAUGUAUCUUGAGAGCAUCUUCAUUGGUGGAGAUAUUCGUAUGCAGCUACCAGAAGAGGCCAAGAAGUUUGAUAGUAUUGACAAGACAUUCAAGAAAAUCAUGACUGAAACUAAUCAAAAGAGUAAUGUGUUGCAAGCUUGUCAUGCUGAGAAUCGUUUAGAGGAGUUACAGAGUAUUAGUACUGGACUGGAACGUUGCCAGAAAAGUCUUAAUGACUACUUGGAUAGCAAGAGGAAUGCCUUCCCGAGAUUCUUCUUCAUUUCAGAUGAUGAACUUCUUUCAAUCUUGGGUAGUGCUGAGGCAACAUGUGUUCAGGAGCACAUGAUUAAAAUGUUUGAUAACAUUGCUAGUCUUCGCUUUGCCUCUGGAACAGCACAAGAAAUGAUUGCUCAGGCCAUGGUGUCUAGUGAAGGGGAAGAAAUGGAGUUCAAGUCUCCUGUUGCUGCUGAAGGUCGUGUCGAGGACUGGAUGACAAAUGUACUAAAUGAAAUGAGAAAGACAAAUCGACUAAAGACAAAGGAAGCAAUCUUCAAAUAUUGUGCUGAUGACCAGCCAAGGGUAAAGUGGAUGGAAUUAUAUCAAGGAAUGGUUGUAUUGGCAGCUAACCAGGUUUGGUGGACAUGGGAAGUGGAGGAUGUCUUUCGAAAAGUAAAAAAGGGAGAUAAAAUGGCCAUGAAGAUUUACAGCAAGAAGCUGCACUCACAGAUUGAUGAUUUGGUUGUUCAGGUUCGCUCUCCGUUGAGCAAGAAUGAUCGUAAGAAGUUCAACACUGUGCUAAUUAUUGAAGUUCACAAUCGAGACAUUGUUGAUCGGUUUGUUCGUGACAGUAUCAUGGAUGUACGAGAGUUUGAGUGGGAAAGCCAGUUAAGAUUCUACUGGGAGAAAAAGGAGGAUGAGCUGUUUGUUCGUCAGUGCACUGGUCAGUUUGGCUAUGGAUAUGAGUACAUGGGCCUUAAUGGUAGGCUUGUUAUUACCCCACUGACAGAUCGAAUCUACUUGACACUCAGUCAAGCUCUUUCAAUGAGACUUGGUGGAGCUCCUGCUGGUCCUGCUGGUACUGGCAAGACAGAGACUGUGAAGGAUCUUGCGAAAGCUCUUGGUCUAUUAUGUGUUGUGACCAACUGUGGUGAAGGAAUGGAUUUUAAGGCGGUUGGAAAGAUAUUUUCUGGAUUAGCUCAGUGUGGUGCAUGGGGAUGUUUUGAUGAGUUUAAUAGAAUUGAUAUCUCGGUUCUUUCUGUCAUAAGCUCCCAGAUUAAGACCAUUCAGAAUGGAUUACUGAAUGGACUGAAAAAGUUCCAAUUUGAAGGCAGUGAAAUUGCUCUUGAUGAUCGUAUGGGAAUAUUCAUUACAAUGAAUCCUGGAUAUGCUGGACGUACUGAGCUGCCAGAAAGUGUGAAGGCUUUAUUUCGACCUGUUGUGGUCAUUGUCCCAGACUUGAUGCAGAUUUGUGAAAUUAUGUUGUUCUCAGAAGGAUUCUUGAUGGCUCGAGUGCUUGCUAAGAAGAUGACUGUACUUUACAAGCUUGCAAAAGAACAACUUUCUCGCCAAUAUCACUAUGACUUUGGUCUGAGGGCACUGAAGGCUGUGUUGGUGAUGGCUGGUGAGUUGAAACGAGGAUCUCCAGACCUAAAUGAAGAUGUAGUGCUAAUGCGUGCUUUACGUGAUAUGAAUUUGCCUAAAUUUGUUUAUGAAGAUGUUCCACUCUUUAGAGGACUCAUUGCGGAUCUUUUUCCGGGUUUAGAUUGUCCUCGUGUUCGCUACCCAAAGUUUAAUGAUGCUGUUGAGCAAGUUCUUGUGGAUAAUGGCUAUGUGCCUCUUCCACAACAAGCAGACAAAGUGGUGCAGUUGUAUGAGACCAUGUUGACUCGACACACUUGCAUGGUAGUUGGACCAACAGGAGGAGGGAAAUCUGUUGUCAUUAACACGUUGGCUCAAGCUCAAACAAGGCUUAACCUUACAACCAGACUUUAUGUUAUGAACCCCAAAGCUGUCACAGUUAUUGAAUUAUAUGGUAUUCUGGAUCCUGUUACUCGUGAUUGGACAGAUGGUCUUCUUUCCAACAUCUUUCGUGAGAUUAACAAACCAACCGAUAAACAGGAACGCAAAUAUAUUGUAUUUGAUGGUGAUGUGGAUGCCCUGUGGGUGGAGAAUAUGAAUUCAGUUAUGGAUGAUAACAAGCUACUCACUUUGGCCAAUGGAGAACGUAUUCGCCUCCAGAAGCACUGUUCUCUUCUUGUUGAAGUAGCUGAUCUCCAGUAUGCUUCUCCAGCUACUGUUUCCCGUUGUGGCAUGGUUUAUGUUGAUCCUAAAGAUCUCCAGUAUGAACCAUAUUGGGAGAAGUGGACCAAUAGCCGUAAGACUGACAAAGAUGCCCUCUGUGUUUUGUUCAAGAAGUAUGUUCCUGCUUGUAUGGGUUUGAUCAUGGAAGGCAUUGUAGAUGGCAGACCAGGUGAGAAACUGAAAAUGAUUGUUCCUCUCACUGAUCUGAAUAUGGUCACUCAGCUUACAUUUAUGCUUGAUGCUCUUUUGCCUUUGUCUGACACCAGUGUUGGACCCACACUGCUUGAGUGUUACUUUUUGCAAGCUCUUACUUGGUCUCUAGGGGCUGCUUUACUUGAGGAUGGGCGUGUUAAGUUUGAUAGUCUUGUAAAGCGUCUGUCAGGAUUGUCCCAGAAUGAUGGUGACACUUGUCCAUCCACUGAAAUGCCCAGCAAGGAAGACACGCUAUUUGAAUAUUAUUUUGAUUUCGAAGAGCUGUUCUGGAUACCGUGGAAGCAGAAGGUGCCUGACUACGUCCAUGAACCUCGGAAGAGAUACAAUGAGAUUCUUGUUCCAACUGUUGACACUAUUCGUACUACUUGGCUUUUGAACCUGAUGGUCAAAAUACGUAGACCAGUAGUACUGGUCGGAGAAACAGGAACAUCAAAAACAGCAACAACUCAAAAUUUUCUUAGAAAGCUUGACCCAGAAAGUACUCUAGUUCUCAACAUCAACUUUUCUUCUCGUACAACUUCAAUGGAUGUACAACGCAACUUAGAAGCAACCGUUGAGAAGAGAACUAAAGAUUCUUAUGGUCCACCACCUGGAAAGAGACUUCUUGUCUUUGUGGAUGACAUGAACAUGCCACAAGUGGACAUAUAUGGUACUCAACAGCCAGUUGCACUUCUCAAACUUCUUCUUGAUAAAGGUGGUAUGUAUGAUAGAGGUAAAGAUCUGGGCUGGAAGUACAUCAGAGACAUUGGAUAUGUUGCUGCUAUGGGAAAGCCUGGAGGUGGAAGGAACCAAGUGGAUUCUCGCUUUAUUUCUCUUUUUUCAGUAUUUCAUGUUACAUUCCCAUCAGAAGAAUCUCUCUUUCGAAUUUACUAUAGCAUUUUGGAAGGCCAUCUGAGGCCAUUUCCUAAAGCAGUGCAACAGCUUUGCAAACCUCUUACUGAAGCUACCAUGGAAUUGUACAAGUGUGCUGUACGAGAUCUUCCUCCUACACCAUCCAAGUUUCAUUACAUCUUUAAUCUACGAGAUCUUUCUCGUAUCUACCAUGGCUUAACACUCACUGUCACAGACAGGUUUGACUCUCCUGAGAAAUUUGUAAGAGUGUGGCGUAAUGAGUGCUGCCGCAUUUUUUAUGAUCGACUCAUUAAUGAUAAAGAUCGAGAAGUUGUCAAAGGUCACAUUGAAACUCUACUGAAUGAUUAUUUUGCAGAGUAUAUGAAGACUGUUCUUGAAGAGCCUCUUCUUUAUGGAGAUUUUCGUACUGCUCUGAAUCCUGAUCUUUCACGGGUGUACGAAGAUUUGCAAGACUAUGAUGCUACUAGGGCAAUAUUUGAAGAAAUACUGGAGGAUUACAAUGACAGAGUGGCACGUCUCAAUCUCGUUCUUUUUGAAGAUGCUUUAGAACAUCUCUGUCGUGCACAUCGUGUUAUACGAAUGGAUCAAGGUCAUGCACUCCUUGUUGGUGUAGGAGGGAGUGGCAAGCAAAGCCUUACUCGUCUUGCAGCCUUUACUGCUGGCUGUGAUGUGUUUGAGAUCACGUUGAGUCGUGGAUAUGGGGAGAAUGAAUUCCGUGAAGACUUGAAACUUCUGUACAACAAGCUUGGCAUAGAGAACAAGAAAGUAGUGUUUCUAUUUACAGAUGGUCAUGUGGCACAAGAAGGAUUUCUGGAGCUUAUCAAUAACAUGCUCACAUCAGGCAUGGUCCCUGCAUUGUAUGCUGAUGAUGAGAAAGAAGCAAUAGUCGGUCAAAUACGCGAUGAAGUGCAAAAACUGGGUUUAACACCUAACCGUGAGACUGUAUGGAGCCAUUUUGUAAAGAAAUGCUCCAACAACUUACAUGUUGUGCUUGCUAUGUCACCUGUAGGAGAAACAUUAAGAACAAGGUGCAGGAACUUUCCGGGGAUGGUCAAUAGCUGUGUGAUUGACUGGUUUAUGCCAUGGCCAAAGCAGGCAUUAGAAGCAGUUGCCAGUAACUUUUUGGCAGACAAUGACAAAAUACCUGAUGGUAGUCGAGAAGCUGUAGUUAGUCAUGUGGUCUUUGUACAUGAGAGAGUUGGCACAUUUAGUAUUGAGUAUGAGCAAAAAUUGAGAAGAGUUAAUCAUGUGACACCUAAAAAUUAUCUGGACUUUAUCAACAGCUACACUAGACUGCUGGAGGAGAAAGACAAAUUUGUGUUGGAGCAAUGUCAGCGUCUGGAUGGUGGUUUGAGCAAACUUAUCCAAGCAUCAGAGGAUCUGGCAAUAUUAAACAAGAAACUAGAAGAUCAGAAGGUUGCUGUUACUGUGAAAACACAAGCAUGUGAAAAACUGCUGGAAGAGAUCACAGCUCGUACGUCUCAAGCAAAAGAGAAACAGGAAUUGGCAUUGGCCAAAAACAAGGAAUUGGAAGAGCAGAAUGUUGUCAUAGCUGCGGAGAAAUCUGAAGCAGAAACUGCAUUACAGGCAGCUCUUCCUGCUCUUGAGGAGGCACGCCUUGCAUUGAGUGAUCUCGACAGAGGAGAUGUCACUGAGAUUCGGUCUUUUGCCAAACCUCCACUUCCUGUUCAGACCAUUUCUGAGUGCAUAGUUAUUUUGCGCGGGAUCAAGGAAGUUUCAUGGAAGACAGCCAAGAGCAUGAUGUCUGAUCCCAACUUCUUGCAAUCUCUGCAAACGUUGGAUGUAGAUAACAUCACUGGAGGACAAGUGAAGCUUGUACAAUCAUUACUUAAAAGAAUGGAUGUGACAGUGGAUCGAAUGAAAGAGAUUAGUCGUGCUGGAUCAGGAAUGUACAAAUUUGUUAUGGCUGUUGUAGGGUACUGCAGUGUUGCUCGUGACAUAAAACCAAAGAGAGACCAGGUAGCACGACUUGAACGUCAAUAUCAUCAAAGCAAACGGGAGUUGGAUCGAAUUCAAAGGGAAGUACAAGCCAUUGAACAAGAGCUUGAAUCAUUGGGCAAACGUUAUGAAGAUGCAAAGAAAGAGCAACAGGCUUUGCAGAAUGAAGCUGAAAUUAUGGAGAGACGGUUGAUUGCUGCAGACAAGCUCAUAUCAGGAUUGGGAUCAGAGAAGACUCGGUGGAGUGAAGAGCUUGCAGAAUUGAAACAACGACGCAUUCGCUUAUUAGGAGACUGCCUGCUUGCUGCAGGCUUUCUUAGCUAUCUGGGUGCUUUCAACUGGGACUUUCGGUAUCGACUGAUACACCAGCAGUGGGAAAAAGACAUCUUGGCAAGAGACAUACCACUUAGUCAGCCAUUUAAACUGCAAUUCUUGCUGACAAAUGAAGUAGAAGUGAGCAGGUGGAACUCUGAAGGUCUGCCGCCUGAUGAACUCUCUAUUCAGAAUGGCAUUUUGACCACUAAUUCCAGUCGAUUUCCUUUAUGCAUUGAUCCACAGGAGCAGGCACUAAACUGGGUUAGAAAGAAAGAAGCCAACAACAAUCUCAAGGUUUGCACAUUUAAUGAUCCUGAUUUUUUGAAGCAACUGGAGUUGGCAAUUAAGUAUGGCUUUCCUUUUCUCUUCAAAGAUGUUGAUGAAUACAUUGAUCCUGUCAUUGACAAUGUGUUGGAGAAGAGUAUCAAAGGUGCUGGAAAUCGUCGCUUUGUUAUCUUGGGUGACAAGGAAGUCGACUAUGACCCCAACUUCAAACUCUACUUGAACACCAAAUUGGCCAAUCCAAGAUAUACUCCAGCCGUAUUUGGCAAGGCAAUGGUGAUCAAUUAUACUGUCACUCUGAAAGGAUUGGAAGAUCAACUACUCAGUGUUAUCGUUGGAUAUGAAAGACGGGAACUAGAGGAAGAGCAUGAAAAGCUAAUUCAAGAAACAAGUGAUAACAAGAAACUUUUGAAGGAUUUGGAGGACACCCUUUUGAGAGAGCUGGCUACUUCAACUGGAAACAUGUUGGAUAACACAGAACUUGUCCAGACACUGGAGGAUACCAAAUCCAAAGCUACAGAAGUGUUUGCAAAGUUGAGACAAUCAGCUGUGACAGCUGCUGAUAUUGAAAAGGUUCGAGAUGGCUACCGUCCUGCAGCUCGUCGGGGUGCUGUACUCUUUUUUGUAUUAGCUGAAAUGGCAGCUAUUAACACAAUGUACCAGUACUCACUAAGUGCUUAUCUGGAAGUGUUCAAUCACUCACUACGAAAGAGUCUUCCAGAUUCUCUUUUGCAGAAACGACUCAAGAAUAUAAUUGAUACUCUGACAUACAACGUAUACAACUAUGCUUGUACAGGUCUGUUUGAAAGUCACAAGCUUCUCUUCUCUUUUCAAAUGACCAUAAAAAUUCAGGAAGCCGAAGGAACAUUAAACCUCGAUGAGCUGGAUUUCUUUGUGAAAGGUAACAUGUCACUGGAGAAAAGCCGCCGUACUAAACCUCAUUCAUGGAUUCCAGACCAGGGAUGGGAAGAUAUUCAGCGUCUAGUUAGCAUCAUGCCUGACACGUUUGGCUCUCUGUCAGAUGAUAUAGAGAAAGGGGAGAAGGCAUGGAAGGCUUGGUUUGAUCAGGAUGCCCCUGAAAUUGCCUCAUUUCCUGGUCGAUACAAAGAAUCUCUCAGUGACUUUCAGCAGUUGCUUUUACUACGAUGCUUUCGCAUUGAUCGUGUUUACAGGGCAGUUACCAACUUCGUCACAGGACGAAUGGGUGAGAAGUACGUAACUCCACCAGUCGUCAGCUUUGAAGCUAUUCUUGACCAGUCAGCACCAUACUCUCCUAUUGUGUUUAUUCUCAGUCCAGGUGCCGAUCCUGCUGCUGAUUUACAGAAAUUGGCUGAAAGGUCUGGAUUUGGAGGAAACAGACUGAAGUUUCUUGCCAUGGGUCAGGGACAAGAGAAGGUGGCAUUACAGCUACUAGAGACGGCAGUCAGCCGAGGACACUGGCUAAUGUUGCAAAAUUGCCACUUGUUGGUGCGAUGGCUCAAAGAUCUGGAGAAAGCUUUAGAAAGAGUCACAAAACCUCAUCCUGACUUCCGGCUGUGGUUGACAACAGCACCAACUCCUGAAUUUCCUAUUGGCAUACUUCAACGGUCACUAAAGGUUGUGACAGAGCCUCCUAAUGGUUUGAAGCUUAACCUGCGUAACACGUACCACAAAAUUACCCAUUCUGCUCUCAACAACUGCCCACACCCAAAAUUUUCAUCCCUUGUAUAUGUGCUGGCAUUUUUCCAUGCCGUAGUGCAGGAGAGACGAAAGUAUGGCAAAAUAGGGUGGAAUGUCCCUUAUGACUUUAAUGAGUCUGACUUCCGUGUGUCUAUGCAGCUGAUGGACACUUACUUGACUAAAUCAUUUGAAAACAAUGAUGACAAGAUACCAUGGAACAGUCUCAAGUAUCUUAUAGGAGAAGUGAUGUAUGGAGGACGAGCUAUUGAUGAUUUCGACAGACGAGUGCUGACAACCUACAUGGAUGAAUACAUGGGAGACUUUAUCUUUGACACAUUUCAGCCAUUCCAUUUUUACAAAAAUGAAGAGGUUGAUUACUGCAUUCCUGAAGGAAGCCAUAAAGAUGCUUAUGUUGAUGCUAUUGAGCUGCUGCCAUUAGCAAACACACCAGAGAUAUUCGGACUGCAUUCCAAUGCUGAGAUCAGUUACUAUACACUUGCUGCUAAAGACAUGUGGAAGCAACUAGUGGAGCUUCAACCACAGACUGGGCAAGGAACCACAGGGGUUAGUCGAGAAGGGUUCAUUGCAGGAGUGGCAUCAGACAUUCAGAGUAAGCUGCCUCCUCAGUUUGAACUAGACCGCAUAAGAAAAAAGUUGGGCCAACUGUCUCCAACGUCAGUAGUCCUGUUGCAGGAGCUAGAGCGUUGGAAUAAAUUGGUGAAGAGAAUGAGUCUUUCACUUGUACAACUGCAAAGGGCUCUUAUUGGAGAAGUAGGUAUGAGCAAUGAACUAGAUGAAAUAGCACGCAGUCUCUUUAAUGGACAGAUUCCUUCCAUAUGGCAAGCUCUUGCUCCGGCUACUCUGAAAUCGCUUGGCAAUUGGAUGAUCCAUUUUCAGAGCAGAUAUGCCCAAUAUUCCAAAUGGGUGAAUGAUGGCGAGCCAUUUGUCAUGUGGCUGUCUGGUCUUCAUAUACCCGAGUCUUACCUGACAGCAUUGGUUCAAACCACUUGUCGAAUGAAAGGAUGGCCACUAGACAGAUCAACUCUCUACACAACAGUCACUUCAUACACUAGCCCCGAUGACAUCACAGAAAAGCUUCAUUCAGGAUGCUACGUGCAAGGUCUGUUUUUGGAUGGAGGAGCAUGGAACCUGGAGGAUGCUUGUCUUGCACGGCAACCACCCAAGCAGCUCAUUCAGGAGCUUCCCAUUCUACAGGUUAUUCCUAUUGAAGCUCAUCGCUUAAAACUAGGGAACACGUUCCGGACUCCCGUGUAUGUCACAAGUCAAAGAAGGAAUGCCAUGUCGGUUGGUCUUGUGUUUGAAGCAGAUUUAUACACCACAGAACAUAUCUCCCAUUGGGUAUUACAAGGUGUCUGUCUCAUUCUCAACACGGAUUAAUCGCAAUGCCACUCGUGUAUUGACACGCAACUAUAGAUAUCACAUAUUAGUUCAUCAUGGAGAUAAGGAUAUGGAACUGUGGGGACUACAUUGGGUCUAUACGUGCAUUAUAGUCUGUACUGAUGAGUGGAUCAUUCUAAGGUCACAUUUGGGUUGCAGUAGAGCUGGUAUCGUGUAUUAUUAGUACCUUUUACCACAACUACACAGUAAUGCAUUACUAUUUAAUUA